AUGGUUGGCAAACACAAUGGAUUUGUUCAACUUUUUUCGAAAGAAAUUUCUCAUCAGUUAAUCAGUUUUCAUUGUUUUAUACAUCAAGAAGCGUUGUGUGCUAAAUACAGCUUGAAAUCGCUUCAAAAUGUAAUGGAAGUAGUUACAAAAGUUGUCAAUUUCAUUACAUCUCGUGCUUUAAAUAACCGACAAUUUACUAAAUUAUUAGAUGAAGUUGAAUCACAAUACGCUGGCCAUUUAAUGUAUAACAGUGUUCGUUGGUUGAGUCGUGGUCAAGUUCUUCAUCGAUUUGUUGAAUUAUUAGAAGAAAUACGAUUAUUUUUAUUCGAAAAAUCUCAAGACUAUCCAGAACUUAAAGUUUUAAAUUGGUUGAACGAUUUAAUGUUUUUCACUGAUUUUACUACAAUGAGGCAAACCGUCAAAGGCUACCAUCAACAAGGAAGACUUGUACACCCUUCCUCGUUGAUAACUCCAGAAGAGAAGACCAUUCAAUUCAACGUUGCAGAAAGUAUCAGACAGGAUGACAACAUCAACGAACGUCGCAUUAUUCAAUUUAUGGAGAACACAGGUACAUCUCCUUUGGAAGUAGCUAAUCCAUCGAAUAAGACGUCUUUAGAAACUCCAGAUUUGAGUUUAGAAGUAUUAAAUAAAACCCAACAGUUGAUUAAUUUGGGAAGCCCUAGUAGAAGCCCUAGCCCUAGUAAAAGCCCUAGCCCUAUUGAAAGCCCGAAAGAACGCCCUAGUCUAUUGUCUAUUUAG
Messenger RNA from Aphis gossypii (cotton aphid), 759 nucleotides. RefSeq names its product general transcription factor II-I repeat domain-containing protein 2B-like. The transcript is spliced from 3 exons. The record is from RefSeq and is a predicted model, not a curated record. NCBI's taxonomy places the organism in Eukaryota, Metazoa, Arthropoda, Insecta, Hemiptera, Aphididae. Bases 1 to 759 code for a protein of 252 amino acids.